AUGGUUCCGUCAGAAUUUGUGGGAAGAAUGAGGGAUGGAGGGAAAGGUGGAGAGAAAGAGGGAGAGAUGGAAGAUGUUCCUGGCCAUAACUACCUGUCCCGGAACUUUUACACCCUGCGGUUCCUUGCCCUCUUCUUGGCAUUUGCCAUCAACUUCAUCUUGCUGUUUUAUAAGGUCUCAGACUCUCCACCAGGGGAGGAAGACAUGGAAGGCUCAGCUGCUGGGGAUGUGUCAGGUGCAGGCUCUGGUGGCGGCUCUGGCUGGGGCUUGGGGGCCGGAGAGGAGGCAGAGGGCGAUGAGGAUGAGAACAUGGUGUACUACUUCCUGGAGGAGAGCACAGGCUACAUGGAGCCCGCCCUGCGGUGUCUGAGCCUCCUGCAUACACUGGUGGCCUUUCUCUGCAUCAUUGGCUAUAACUGUCUCAAGGUGCCCCUGGUAAUCUUUAAGCGGGAGAAGGAGCUGGCCCGGAAGCUGGAGUUUGACGGCCUAUACAUCACGGAGCAGCCUGAGGACGAUGACGUGAAGGGGCAGUGGGACCGACUGGUGCUCAACACGCCGUAA
This is a messenger RNA of Nomascus leucogenys (northern white-cheeked gibbon), 561 nucleotides long. RefSeq names its product ryanodine receptor 1-like. NCBI's taxonomy places the organism in Eukaryota, Metazoa, Chordata, Mammalia, Primates, Hylobatidae. Gene Ontology annotation, molecular function: ryanodine-sensitive calcium-release channel activity. Gene Ontology annotation, biological process: intracellular calcium ion homeostasis; calcium ion transport. The transcript is spliced from 4 exons. The coding region runs from base 1 to 561 and encodes 186 amino acids. The record is from RefSeq and is a predicted model, not a curated record. Gene Ontology annotation, cellular component: Z disc; sarcolemma; sarcoplasmic reticulum membrane.